UGAUUGCGUCCUACCACCAAGUCCAGUGACGUCCCGGCCGCCACGCUCUUGACCCUUCUCUCUAUCGCUGACAUGAGCGCGCUGUACGGAAAAGUCGACAGCGAGUCUCAAGAGGAUUUGAUCGAGGCGCCCCCAAGGCCGAAACGACGCCUCGCAUCCGCGCGAUGGUGCCCAUGGCUCAUCCACACAAGCUUGUUCUGCCUGUGGCUGAUAUUGUUCGUCUCACUCCGACCCUCCACCUAUCGACAGCAAUCGACUCCAUCACCCGCGGACGAGGCUAUAGAAUACCGCUCAAUGUUGUUCAACGGCUCGGUGACACAUCCGUCCAUCUUCGAGGGCCAUCCGUCAGCCGAGCUCGAUGCUGCAUGGGAUAGAAUCACAAAGAUCCGGCUGAUAGCGGUCACGGAUGAUGACCUCUCACGAUCAGGAAAGUCAGCUGCACCAUCAAUGCUCAAAUACAAGAAGGGCGGAGGGUAUGCUGCUGAGCUACAGGUCGUGCAUGAACUGCACUGUCUGAAUAUGUUGCGCCAAGCCACAUACCCCGAUUCCUACGAUCAUAAUGAGACUACUCCCGAAGUGUGGCGGAGCCAUCUGGACCACUGUGUCGAGAUGCUGCGACAGCAGAUCAUGUGCACCGGGGACGUCGGGCUGCUAGUUUUCCACUGGGUGGAGGGCCACGUUAACCCUUGGCCUGACUACAAUACAUGGCAUCAAUGCAGGGACUACGAGAAGAUCCUAGCGUGGCGGGACGAGCACGAAUCGCAUCUCCCGUUGGAGCUAUCUGAAGGAAUUGUCCGUCUCAAGGAAACGCCGUAACAUGUACAGUACGUGAGUACGCUGUGGUCUUACAGCAUC
This is a messenger RNA of Postia placenta MAD-698-R-SB12, 855 nucleotides long. RefSeq lists its product as hypothetical. The record is from RefSeq and is a predicted model, not a curated record. Gene Ontology annotation, biological process: mycotoxin biosynthetic process. The coding region runs from base 73 to 816 and encodes 247 amino acids. Lineage: Eukaryota; Fungi; Basidiomycota; Agaricomycetes; Polyporales; Adustoporiaceae. The transcript has 5 exons.